This is a messenger RNA of Solanum stenotomum, 684 nucleotides long. RefSeq lists its product as uncharacterized. Gene Ontology annotation, cellular component: mitochondrion. The coding region runs from base 1 to 684 and encodes 227 amino acids. The record is from RefSeq and is a predicted model, not a curated record. The transcript is spliced from 6 exons. NCBI's taxonomy places the organism in Eukaryota, Viridiplantae, Streptophyta, Magnoliopsida, Solanales, Solanaceae. Gene Ontology annotation, biological process: tRNA modification; cytokinin biosynthetic process. Gene Ontology annotation, molecular function: tRNA dimethylallyltransferase activity.
AUGGGAGCAACAGGAACGGGAAAAUUUCGUCUCUCUGUUGACCUUGCUACCAAUUUUCGAGGAGAAAUAAUCAACUCGGACAAAAUGCAGGUAUUUAAGGGACUUGAAAUCGUGACCAACAAUAUCACACACGCUGAAAAACAAGGUGUACGACACUAUUUGCUAGUUAUUUUGUUUCACAAAGUUUUGGGUGAAAUUGAGCUAGAUUCCAACUUCACGGCUGAAGAUUUCUGUCUGAAGUCCAUCGUCUACACAGAAAAUUUUUUGAAGACUCAAUGUGUUGCAAUUAUUGUUGGAGGGUCAAAUUCUUAUAUUGAAAAACUUGUGGAACACCCUGUUUUCAUGUUCAAAUAUAAGGACCUGGUCCCUGGCAGAGUGCUCUCGUCUAGAUACAAAUGGAGUACAACUGGACCUGGUCCCAUGCAAAGUUCUUUCGUCCAGAUCUAUAAUGGGGUACAACUGGAAAGCUGCCCGCGUCAGAAGUUGGUGAAGCUGUCAAAAGUGCACGUCUUACAGAGAAUGCAGACUCUUAGCCAAUGGGAUGUCCCAAGGAAUCUUGUUUCGGUUUUUAAAAGUCCAAGUCAUCUAGAGUUAGGUGAUUUAGUGGGCAACAUCUUGUUGCUUAGUCAAAAUCUAAAUCGUCUAGAGGGUGGUGGUUUAAUGGGCGGUGUGGUACCUGCUUAG